This is a messenger RNA of Lytechinus pictus (painted urchin), 6021 nucleotides long. Its product is annotated as asparagine--tRNA ligase, cytoplasmic-like. The record is from RefSeq and is a predicted model, not a curated record. Gene Ontology annotation, cellular component: cytoplasm. Gene Ontology annotation, biological process: asparaginyl-tRNA aminoacylation. The transcript has 20 exons. The coding region runs from base 646 to 2334 and encodes 562 amino acids. NCBI's taxonomy places the organism in Eukaryota, Metazoa, Echinodermata, Echinoidea, Temnopleuroida, Toxopneustidae. Gene Ontology annotation, molecular function: nucleic acid binding; ATP binding; asparagine-tRNA ligase activity.
GUUACAAAUCUCGUUUGUUAUUGAUAUCGGUCUUUUUUCUAAUCGAAUUUAUAAAACGUGGGUCACGAUGGCUAGAUAAGAGGGCACAUCUUUACUAAACAAAGUUUUGUUUACAUUUGAAAUAGAUGAAAUCACUUGAAUUAGUCCAACCUUCAACUUGAAUUUUUAGCAUAAUAUUGUAGAACCAUAAACGCGUUAUUAGUAUAUAUCGCUGAUUUUUUUUUUUAACCGCACGUGUACGUAGAAUAGAUCUUCCACAGCACUAAUACUCUUGCAUAAUUGUGGACUGUACUUUAACGGAUGAUGAUGAUGAUGAUAUCUCUAUGACAGGGGUGUGAGAGUUCAGAUUUUUAUCUGAUUUCAGAUUUUUUUAAUUUUGAUUUUCAGCUUAAUUUCAGCUUAUUUUUGGCCUUCCUCUGUACAAAAAGUAUGGGAGCUCUGUCUAUUUCAGACUUUUUCAACACUCUUCAGCUUUUUUCGGAUCUUUUUAUUUGUGACCACUCACACCCCUGCUAUGUGUAGAACCCAUUAGUUUUUAGAUACAGUAUCAGGCGCGCGCGAGAAGGUACAGGACGAUUUGUCUGGAAACUUCUAACAAAUUACACCGGCUGUUUGACUUCGAGGCCGUUAAGUGGGAUCGUUGACAUGGCAGAUUUAGCAGAAAAAACGAGUGAACUUACAAUGGAUGAUAAGCCUGCAGUGAUGUAUAUAUCUGAGAAGGAAGGAAAUGAUGAAUCAGGAGAUGGAACAGAACAAAAACCCUACCAGACUUUACUACGUGCAAUGAUGAGAGCAGGAGGGGAGCCUUUCCCCAAAUUCAUGGGAGAUUCAAAGAAGGAAGGAGAGAGAUGGGAAGAGGUUUCACAGGCUCAGAGGAAGAAGAUUGCCAAGCUUUAUGCCAAAGAGCAGAGGAAAACAGCUGAUCGUGAAAAGAGAGAAGCAGAGGAUGCUGAGAAGAGGCAGAAGAAUUUGGAGGAGGCCAAGAAAAUUACCAUUGAGGAAGACCCAGGCUUGCCAGCUGCUAAAUUGAUCAAGAUAAAGAAUGGAGAAGCCAAUAGAGGAGUGCGUGUGAAGAUCAAUGGAUGGGUACACAGACUCAGAAGACAAGGUCGAGCUCUUAUGUUCAUUGUUCUUAGGGAUGGUACUGGAUUCCUUCAAUCUGUUCUCAAUGAUAAAUUGUGCCAGACUUAUGAUGCCUUGAUCCUGUCAACAGAAAGUACAGUGACAUUGUAUGGUGUCCUCAAGGAAGUCCCUGAAGGAAAAUCAGCACCUGGUGGUCAUGAGCUUCAUGUAGACUACUGGUCUCUUAUUCACGCAGCCCCUGCAGGUGGUGUGGAUAAUGUAGUCAAUGAGGAAUCUCAUAUUGAUGUACAGUUAGAUCAGAGGCAUAUGAUGAUGAGAGGAGAAACGCUUUCCAAGAUCAUGCGUGUUCGGUCAACUGUUACACAAUGUUUUAGAGACCAUUUCUUCAACCGGGGUUAUGAUGAGCUUACCCCUCCAACAAUUGUAGAAACCCAAGUAGAAGGAGGUUCAACAUUAUUCAAACUGGGUUUCUUUGGACACGAGGCCUUCUUGACCCAGUCGUCUCAGCUCUAUCUCGAGACGGCUCUACCUUCCAUGGGAGAUGUCUUCUGCAUAGCACAGUCUUACCGAGCUGAGCAGUCAAGGACACGUAGACAUCUAGCUGAAUAUACUCACGUUGAAGCUGAGUGUCCAUUCAUCACAUUCAAUGACCUACUGGAUAAGCUGGAGGAUUUGGUGUGUGAUGUAGUUGAUAGGGCCCUUGCCUCUCCUGUUGGUAAUCUCAUUAUGGAAUUUCACCCGGAUUUCAAGCCCCCCAAGAGGCCAUUCAAGAGGAUGAACUACUCCGAUGCUAUUGAGUAUCUCAAAGAGCAUGACAUCAGGAAGGAUGAUGGUACAUUCUAUGAGUUCGGAGAGGAUAUUCCAGAAGCACCCGAGAGGAAGAUGACUGACCAAAUCAAUGAGCCAAUCCUGUUGUGCCGAUUCCCAGCUGCAAUCAAAUCCUUCUACAUGCCAAGAUGCCCUGAGGACAAUCGCCUUACAGAAUCGGUCGAUGUGUUGAUUCCCAAUGUUGGUGAGAUUGUAGGAGGCUCAAUGAGAACAUGGAACUAUGAAGAGCUGAUGUCAGGAUAUGAACGUGAGGGUAUUGACCCCACACCAUACUACUGGUAUACUGAUCAGAGAAAGUUUGGGAGCUGUCCUCAUGGAGGUUACGGUCUGGGACUAGAGCGAUUCCUGACCUGGCUGAUGAACCGACAUCACAUCAGAGAUGUUACCCUCUAUCCUCGCUUUGUAGAGAGAUGUACACCAUAGAGGGCGACAUCACAUAGUGUGGAAUCGAGACAGCGCCAUUCAUUCAGAGUUUGACCAACCCAAGUUUCAUUUUGUCACAAUGUGUUGCAUGUUCUUUUGUUCUUUCAAGGCAACUUUUGUCAUAUUGUAACCAAUUUGAGUCGGAAGAAGUGUAGUCAUCAGAAACUAUUGGUUAUUUCAAGAGCCUCAUAUAGUUCCCUCUAUCGGUUUAUGUACUAAGGGAUUUUUUCACAGACCCCAUGGCAUGGCUGCACAUGACUGUAUGUAGUAUUCAUUAUGCAAACUCGCACAAUGAAUGCACUCUUACUUAAACUAGGUUUGUCAAACUCCUAAUGAAUGGCUCUGGUAAGAAAUGUUAAUGGAAGAAACAUCUCUCUAGUGUAAACUCCUUGAUUUCUUCAGGGUUGGUAAAUUGGAUCCUGGCAUACAUGGAUUUACACAAGGCAGUGGUCUCGGUGAAACAAUUAUUCCUCAUCUGUUUCUUAUAAUAUUUGUCUCCUCACACACAAUGGAGCAGGAGCUUGCAACACAAAGCUGAGCACUCAAUUUAAGGGCUGAAGUUCAUGAUUAAUUGCAUUGAUUAUUAUGUGCAAUCAAUUGCUUCGUCUUACUGGAUCCUGAUGAAACAUUUGUUUCCAAUAUCUCCUACAAUCGUAAUCUUUGCACAAAGGCUUCACAUCUUGUUAUUAUAUUCUUCUACUUGACUUUACUUUGCUUUUACUUUCAUUCAAAUUAUAUGAAGGCAAGUUCAAGGUCACUGCCCUUCGUGUCAGUCCUGAAGAAUAAAGAAAAUAUGACAUUAGUGUCAUACAUACAAAAGGGGAAGUCAUCUCUGGAUCACGGUCCAAAUCCUUACCUUUAUUACCCGAAGGUGCCUUAACAAAAUGCAAGUUUUCAUCAUAAGUCAGGAAUGGGGACAGACAUUUGAGAACAUAUCAUGACAUGGUCUUGAGAGUGAAUGUUGCUUGUUUUCCCACACAAGUGGAAUUGUAUGUAGGUGUAUGAGAAAGUAAUCUGUAGGUUCCAUGACAUUUGCUCCGACGACAAUUGCUCCGAUGGAAAAACUGCACGUUAGCCAAACCUAAAUAAAUUCUAAUCCUUAUCUUACAUUAUUUUGAACCAAAAAUGUAAUUACUAUCCUAACUCCAACCCUUUUCCCUCUGAGAUACUAAGACAGGAGCAAAUGUCACAGGAGCAUGUGUCAUGCCACCAAUCUGAAUCAGUAGGGCAGUACCUUGAACUUGUCUACUACCUAUAUAUUUCUAUUGUACAUGUAGGUUACUGAGUAGGUGUUAGCUGUAGUGGUAGCGUAAGUUAAUUAUCUCUUGUUCAGGAGCAUGCUAGGUGAUAAAAGUAUCAUGAAAGAUCAAAUGAUUUUAAGAUGGUUGUUAAGAAAAUGAAUAACAAGAAUAUAUGACAAAGGUUUGGUGGCAUCCAAUGAUUAGUUGCAUGCAAAUGUGAUAUCAGUGAUUUCUUAUAAUCAAAAUGUGUAUUUUGGGAAUUUAAUCGAAGCUUCAAUUAUACCAAGUGAAAACCAUAUAUUAAUUUACAGGAUUUGUUUGCUAACCAUGUAAUUAGCAGUCUGUGAAAGAAAAAAUGGAUUUUGAACUAUUUUUAUAAGGUUUCUUUUUUUUCUGCCACUAUGUUGUUUGGACAAUAAGCUAUUCAACAAUUGCAUCUUAAUUUAUCAUAUUUGUUUAUUGGUCUGGUAAUGUAUUCUAUUUCCAAGGGAUUAUCUUUUUUGAAGUACUUUGAAAGAUUUAUAUGUAUUCCUUGCAAUAAGAAGCUUUUGUUGUAAUAUGCCUGCUUCAGCAUAAGUUCACUGGACCAUAUUCAUUUUUGUCUCACCUGCAUAGCAGAGUGAGACUAUAGGCGCCGCUUUUCCGACGGCGACGGCGACGUCAACACCAAAUCUUAACCUGAGGUUAAGUUUUUGAAAUGACAGCAUAACUUAGAAAGUAUAUGGACCUAGCUCAUGAAACUAGGCCAUAAGGUUAAUCAAGUAUUACUGAACAUCCUGCCUGAGUUUCAUGUCACAUGACCAAGGUCAAAGGUCAUUUAGGGUCAAUGAACUUAGACCAUGUUGGGGGAAUCAACAUCAAAAUCUUAACCUAAGGUUAAGUUUUUGAAAUGUCAUUAUAACUUAGAAAAUAUAUGGACCUAGUUCAUGAAACUUAUACAUAAGGUUAAUCAAGUAUCACUGAACAUCCUGCAUGAGUUUCACAUCACAUGACCAAGGUCAAAGGUCAUUUAGGGUCAAUGAACUUUGGCCGAAUUGGGGGUAUCUGUUGAAUUACCAUCAUAACUUUGAAAGUUUAUGGAUCUGAUUCAUGAAACUUGGACAUAAUAGUAAUCAAGUAUUACUGAACAUCCUGUGCAAGUUUCAGGUCACAUGAUCAAGGUCAAAGGUCAUUUAGGGUCAAUGAACUUUGGCCAAAUUGGGGUAUUUGUUGAAUUACAGCCAUAAAUUUGAAAGUGUGUUGGUCUAGUUCAUAAAACUUGGACAUAAUAGUAAUCAAGUAUCACUGAACAUCCUGUGCGAGUAUCAGGUCACAUGAUCAAGGUCAAAGGUCAUGUAAGGUCAAAGAACUUUGGCCACGUUGGGGGUAUUUGUUGAAUUGCCAUCAUAUCUCUAUAAGUGUAUUGGUCUAGUUCAUAAAACGUGGAAAUAAGAGUAACCAAGUAUCACUGAACAUCUUGUGCGAGUUAUAGUAGUUUUCAAAAUCAGCACUGCUGCUAUAUUGAAUCGCGUGAUGCAGGUGAGACGGCCAGAGGCAUUCCACUUGUUGGACUAGUUAUUUCUUAAUUAUUUUACACAAUGUUGUUUGUACUUCAGUUAUGCAAUGCAUUCAGUUUGAUUUAGAGAUAGGGGUAUGGUUAUAUAUUUUUGAUAAGGGGUAGAGGCAUUAAUCAAAGAUAAUGCUGGAUUAAAAAUAAUUAACUGUGUGUACUCCCAUAUCAGGUUCCAUGACAUUUGCUCCCCUCUAAAUUCCACACUAAUGAAAUGGCCAACUUCAACCCUGGAUUUAACACUAUACCUAAUCCUAAAACUAACAUAAAGCCCUAUUGCUACCCUGACCCUCAAUGAAAUAAUUCCUGGAGCCAAUGUUGUGUCACCCCCAAUUAAUGGGCAAAUGAUUUACAUGUAAGCCUCAAUUAUAUAAGUGCCCAAAUGUGAGCCUGAAGUGUUAUUAUGAUUUCAAUUCAUUUUCCAGAUCUGGAUAUCUGUACAACACAUGGGUGAUUCAAUACAUCUUGCCCAAGUCAGUGAGACAACCAAAAUGUUUAGACAAAAAAAAAUAUAUACUCAACUUCAGCUGUGGAUGAGACAUACAUUUGGCUUGUUAUAGUAUAGUCCAGACAUGUCAAAUUGUUAUGCCUAACAUUACCCCUUCUCAUAAGUUCAAUAAUUACUAGCAUUUAAAUGAAAUUCAAUCAUUAGUAUAAAUGAAACGCACACCCAGAACACAUUCCAUUGGAAUUCAUUGUUUGAGAAGUUUUAUCGCUGUAAAUGGCAAGAAAAACUUUUAUUCAAUACCAAGCUUUGGUACAUCUGUUGUACCAUUUUUAUUUUUAAGGUAGUAGUUUAAGAAAUACUAUUCAUAAAUAAUAAAUGCAUGAAGAUACAACAGCUGUGUAUGCAUGGAAACAUUAAAGUACACUCAAAGUGACACGAUACAGCAAUAA